Messenger RNA from Piliocolobus tephrosceles (Ugandan red Colobus), 949 nucleotides. RefSeq names its product olfactory receptor 13C9. The transcript has a single exon. Gene Ontology annotation, molecular function: olfactory receptor activity; G protein-coupled receptor activity. The coding region runs from base 92 to 949 and encodes 285 amino acids. Gene Ontology annotation, cellular component: membrane. The record is from RefSeq and is a predicted model, not a curated record. Lineage: Eukaryota; Metazoa; Chordata; Mammalia; Primates; Cercopithecidae. Gene Ontology annotation, biological process: G protein-coupled receptor signaling pathway.
GGAAAACCAAACCAUUCUGGUGGAAUUUUUUCUGAAGGGACUUUCUGGACACCCAAGGCUUGAGUUACUCUUUUUUGUGCUAAUAUUCUUAAUGUAUGUGGUCAUCCUUCUAGGCAAUGGUACUCUCAUUUUAAUCAGCAUCUUGGAUCCUCACCUUCACACCCCUAUGUACUUCUUUCUGGGGAACCUCUCCUUCUUGGACAUCUGCUACACCACCACCUCUAUUCCCUCCACCUUGGUGAGCUUGCUUUCAGAAAGAAAGACCAUUUCCCUUUCUGGCUGUGCAGUGCAGAUGUUCCUUGGCUUGGCCAUGGGAACAACAGAGUGUGUGCUCCUGGGCAUGAUGUCCUUUGACCGCUAUGUGGCUAUCUGCAACCCUCUGAGAUACCCCAUCAUCAUGAGCAAGGAUGCCUAUGUACCCAUGGCUGUUGGGUCCUGGUUUGCAGGCAUUGUCAACUCUGCAGUACAAACUACAUUUGUAGUACAAUUGCUUUUCUGCAGGAAUAAUGUCAUCAAUCAUUUCUCCUGUGAAAUUCUAGCUGUCAUGAAGAUGGCCUGUGCUGACAUUUCAGGCAAUGAGUUCAUCAUGUUCGUGGCCACAAUAUUGUUCACAUUGAUGCCACUGCUCUUGAUUAUUAUCUCUUACUCAUUAAUCAUUUCCAGCAUCCUUAAGAUUCACUCCUCUGAGGGGAGAAGCAAAGCUUUCUCUACCUGCUCAGCCCAUCUGACUGUGGUCAUAAUAUUCUAUGGGACCAUCCUCUCCAUGUACAUGAAGCCCAAGUCUAAGGAGACAUUUAAUUCAGAUGACUUGGAUGCUACCAACAAAAUUAUAUCCAUGUUCUAUGGGGUGAUGACUCCCAUGAUGAAUCCUUUAAUUUACAGUCUUAGAAACAAGGAUGUGAAGGAGGCAGUGAAACACCUACUGAACAGAAGGUUCUUUAGCAAGUGA